AUGGCAGAGCAGGCACCUGUGCUCUGGUGUAGCCAGUGUAAGAAGCCUUUUUCGAAGCAGUCAACAUUAAAACGUCAUGGGUACUACUGUCGGUCCAACAAGAAAGAACCAGUACAGAGACGAAGAUCAUGCACAACUUGCGCAAAAACCAAGACCAGCUGUGACAACGCACUGCCAGCAUGCUCGCGCUGUCUCCGGAAAGACAUCACGUGCAAGUACCCUUCAUGGUCUGCAGUGAAAAGACGCAACCCUGUAAAAACACGGCAUGACAUACCCGACCUGCAUGGUUUAGAUCAAGAUCCUACAAACACCAUAGUAUCAGCAGUACCCGAACAGAUUCACGAUAUUCGAGAGCUGAUACCGGCCCGUGAAAACUCCAUGCUGUCCGCUGAUAUACAGUGGAACCUCCACGACACUGCGACCUUUGACGACUUCAUACGUUCUACACAUGACUUGAAUCUUUUUACAACAACACCAUCUCAUUCGCUAGCUUCAGCUGGCCAGACCCCCGUUUCGCCGUCUUUGUUGCUUCCGGAAACAGCAGAUGUAGCAUUUCAAGAGCAACCUCAACCCGCUUCUCAGCGGCAGCGACAGGAUCACGCUUCAUGGCUGGUGAGCUCUUCCAUCCCACCAAUUCCUAACCAGAAUGUACGAUCAAUGAUGCAACGACCAAAUAUGCGCCCCGGAGCGGACAGAACUGCCAAUCUGUUAUUCUACACUCUUAAAUCUUACCCGCUAAUGCUGCGUCAAAGCACUCUUCCCCCAUUCAUUCACCCGAGCUGCGUUUCAUUCACAGAUGAAGGUACAACAAACGAGCCACUUGAAAACUGCAUUGCCCUAAUACACAUGAUUGCGAAUGGAAUACAAGGAAGCCGAAGGCUUUUCUGGCGCAACGUAAAGCAAGAGUGUGAACGCAUGUGUCAGAACCAGACUCUCGGUAAAUGGGAAUUGCUUGGUGCUAUGCAAGCUCUCUCAGUCUAUGUGUUGAUCCGUCUGGACGAGGGCGAGACUGAGCAUAACAAUGUGGACCAUCUCCUGGAGAAGGCGGUCAUUCUCAUCGCAAUACAACUGUCUCAUGACGACUUUGACUGCCAUGCAAAUUACCUAUCGUGUCGCAACACGUCUGAAAGCAGCUGGCAAGACUGGGUCUAUAAAGAGUCCCGGCGGAGACUUGCAGUUAUCUAUCGCGUCCUGAACAAACUCAUCUUCUUUGAACCAGCAGCUAUGUGCAAUAUGCCUGCGGAAUUUGUGAUUGCACCUUUGCCCGCGAAACGGCAACUCUGGGAGGCAAAAAAUGCACAAGACUGGAAAUCACAGAGCCAAACAGAGCCACAGGGACAAAUUUCGUACGCGUUGGCCGUCGACGGCGAGAUCAUCAAGUUAGAUCAAGGAAGGCUAUCCUGCCGCGACGCGUGGCUACCAUAUGCUCCGUCAGAUAAAGAACCUGCUUCUCAGAUUCACAACAACAGAAGUAGUCACUGCUCAAACUGGUGGGCAGAGUGGUGUUCUGGUAUGGACGGUAUGGGCGGGUUGGUCAUGCUUGUGGCGUCCCUGGCAUAG
Alternaria postmessia is the source of this 1560-nucleotide messenger RNA. RefSeq lists its product as uncharacterized. NCBI's taxonomy places the organism in Eukaryota, Fungi, Ascomycota, Dothideomycetes, Pleosporales, Pleosporaceae. The record is from RefSeq and is a predicted model, not a curated record. The transcript is spliced from 4 exons. Bases 1 to 1560 code for a protein of 519 amino acids. Gene Ontology annotation, molecular function: zinc ion binding; DNA-binding transcription factor activity, RNA polymerase II-specific. Gene Ontology annotation, biological process: regulation of DNA-templated transcription.